Messenger RNA from Ramularia collo-cygni, 576 nucleotides. RefSeq lists its product as uncharacterized. The transcript is spliced from 2 exons. NCBI's taxonomy places the organism in Eukaryota, Fungi, Ascomycota, Dothideomycetes, Mycosphaerellales, Mycosphaerellaceae. The record is from RefSeq and is a predicted model, not a curated record. The coding region runs from base 1 to 576 and encodes 191 amino acids.
AUGUCCUCCGAGCAGUCUUCCUCCAACGCCGACCUCCGCAGCACUGCCCAAGACUACAAACGCGACGCUAUUCGAAAGCAGAAGUGGGCCCUCGGGCCAGCUCUUAUCUCCUCUGGUCGCGCCGAGGGCAAGCCUCGUCCUCGCCGUCCUUCUGAAACAGAAUACAACUUCACACGCCGCAUCGAGAAAGGCGCAGUGGCGUCUCUUGCACAUGGCGCCAAAGUCGCACGGAAACAGGAUAUGCUGGAAGGUGCAGUCGACUCCUGUGGUAGCUCCGAUGAGUACGACGAAGCUGCUUCUCCCGCACCGCCUGUUGAUGCUGGAGUCACCUACUCUUUCGACGCCGCUUGCAGUCCAUCCAAGGGCUCCCAGAUUCUGAACGUCGCCCUCGCCAAGGCUGUUGAGAAGUUCGAAGAGCGUGAAACAGUCAAGCUGGUUAAGAGCGAGUACGCCGUUUUGGAUACCGAUGGGGAGGUCGUUCAGCCAACGACCCAGAAAAGACGCAAGAACAAGUCCAAGGCCGAACCACCCGUCACCAUGCCAGAUGCAGGCGAUGAGGACUACGAAUUUGUGUAG